UUCCAUUAUAGGCCAAUAUGCAUCCCCAGCCUUGAUCUCACACAGACUGACCAAAUCCCUCCAGGCUGUGGAAUAGGUCUUGUGGAUCUGGGCUAUGCGCCGGUAAAAAGGCAUCAGGUGUUUCUCCGGGUCCGGGAGAGUUGUGACUAGUGCGGAGGCUUGGGAUGGAGUGAAGGCCACAUACAUGAUAGGAGCAUCAGGAUUGUGGUAAGUGAAAGAAAAGGGAUGAGGUGCUAAGUCUGCUCCCAUUCCAGACUCAUACAUAGAUAAUUUUUGAUGAUGGGGUUGUGUGGUUGGGGGAAGUUGAACAAGUGGUUUGCUUUCUGGACCAUGGCCUUCUG
Molecule: messenger RNA, 341 nt
Organism: Staurois parvus
Lineage: Eukaryota; Metazoa; Chordata; Amphibia; Anura; Ranidae
Source: the annotation of a GenBank genome assembly